Messenger RNA from Cavia porcellus (domestic guinea pig), 2886 nucleotides. It is a transcript of the gene Rundc1, whose product is annotated as RUN domain containing 1. The record is from RefSeq and is a predicted model, not a curated record. The coding region runs from base 1 to 1851 and encodes 616 amino acids. The transcript is spliced from 5 exons. NCBI's taxonomy places the organism in Eukaryota, Metazoa, Chordata, Mammalia, Rodentia, Caviidae.
AUGGCGGCCGUGCAAGCUGCCGCGGAGCCAGUGACAGCGGCGGCGGCGAUCGCUGUGUCCAAGGCGAAGGACGCAGAAGAGGAAGAAGAAGAGUCACCGCCGCCGUGCGAGGCGGUGCGCUGGGCCCCGGUGGGGGCAGUGGCCGAGGCCGGGCCGGGGGUGGUGGCGUUCUCUGAGGCGGCGGAGGAGCCCGGUGCGGCCUCCGGGUCUCCCCCGGACUCGCCGGGCCGGGCGCUGCGGCGGCUGCGGGCUGAGCGGCGGCGGCUGGACUCGGCGCUGCUUGCGCUUUCCUCGCACUUCGCGCAGGUGCAGUUCCGCCUGCGCCAGGUGGUGCGCGGGGCGCCGGCCGAGCAGCAGCGCCUCCUGCGCGAGCUCGAGGACUUCGCCUUCCGCGGCUGCCCGCAUGUGCUGGGGGACGAGGGGCCCAGGGACGCUGUCCACGACGAGGACGACGAUGAGGGCGACAAGCCGCCCGGGCAGCGGCCGCGGGUGCGGUUGGAGAGCCAGAGUGAGCAGGAGCGCCAGGAGCGCCGAGAGGCCCAGCGGGAGAAGCAGAAGAAACUGAUCUUGCAGCUCAAGAGCCAGUUGGAUGACCUGGAGACGUUCGCCUACCAGGAGGGCAGCUAUGAUUCCCUGCCACAGUCCGUGGUCCUGGAAAGACAGCGGGUGAUCAUAGACGAGUUGAUAAAGAAACUGGAUGUGAACCUGAGCGAGGACAUCGGCUCGCUAUCCACCGAGGAGCUCCGUCAGCGCGUGAACGCGGCUGUGACGCAGAUCAUCAACCCGGUGCGCGUGAAGGAGCAGCUGGUGGAGCAGCUCAAAACCCAGAUCCACGACCUGGAGAUGUUCAUCAGCUUCAUCCAAGAUGAGGCUGGGAGCCCCCUGCAGACCAGCAGCAGACCCUGCACGUGCAAGGCCAGUGAGAGGACGGUGGGCAGCUGUGGCAGGCCAGGUGUCGGCCAGGAGCCCCCAGAGAGCAGCACAGGGAAGGCCCACGACGUGAAGCACUCCAGGGAGCCGGGGCCUCACCUGCUGCGCCAGGUGCUGGCCGUGCUGCAGAUGCUUGCCAUGAGCCAGCUGGGCUGCGCCUCGGGCCAGGUCCCAUCCAGCCUGUGGCAGGGGGGCCAGGCAGACAGGGACUACACUCCCCUGCUGAGGCGGCUGGAGGCCUCGGUAAACAGGGUGAAGCAGCUGGCCCUGCGCCAGCAGCCACAGGCCCACAUGGCUACCACCUCCAGCCUGCAGGACGCUUCCUUGGGGGCCAGAGAUGAGCUGACCACAGUGGUGCGGAAAGAGCUGACGGUGGCUGUGCGAGACCUGCUGGCCCACGGGCUGCACACCGCGUCCCCUGGGGUGAGCCUGGUGCUGGCGCCACUUGCCUGCCUGCUGCCAGCCUGGUCCUCAGGCCCCCAGGCGAUGCAUCCCUGGGAGCUCUUCGUGAAAUACUACCAGGCCAAGAACGGCCGUGCCUACAUGGAGUCCCCCGCCCGCAAGCUGUCCCAGGCCUUUGCCCUGCCUGUGGGCAGCAGUGCUGUGGUGACCCCCAAGCAGAGCCUGCUGAGCGCCAUCCACCUGGUGCUGACCGAGCACGGCCCCUUCAAGCGCAGUGCAGACUCUGAGCUGAAGGCACUGGUGUGCUUGGCACUCAAUGAGCAGCGCCUAGAGUCCUGGCUGGGCCUCCUCUGCAGGUCAGGCGCGCUCAUCCAGCCGCACUACCAGCCCUGGAGCUACAUGGCACACACCGGCUUCGAGAGUGCCCUGGAUCUGCUUGGCCGCCUCAGCAGCCUCCACUUCCAGCUGCCUGUGGACCUGGCUGUGCGCCAGCUCAAGAACAUCAAGGACGCCUUCUGAGGACAGGGCAGCGUCUGUGUCUCCUCCCUCCUGCAUGCAUCAGCAGUGCAGACCCCUUUGCUAGAAAGCAGGAUAGAGCUCUGGGGCCCGACACCUGGCACAUGGCUGGCAGGUCCCCCGGGUUCCGAGUGAUCCAGCAGCCAUCCAGGUCGGCCACCAAGGCACUGAGCCUUGUCUCAAGAAUUGGGUGGGCCCAGCUCAUGCCCAGCCCAGCAUCUGUGCCUGGCAUUGCGGGUCCUUGUGGUGAUCACAGCUGCUGUUCCUAGUGCCUGGGUGGCCCAGAGCCCCUCCCCCCAUCCAAAGUGGUCCAAGUGGAAGCUCCUGACUGAGCAUAGCUGCCUCCUCCCACUCCAGUGCCAGCCCAAGCUGGGACUGGGCUCACAGCCGCCUUCCCACAGGGAGGGCUGUACUGGGACAAGGGAAAAGGUGAUGCUGUUUGUCUGGAGGACCAGAGCUGGUGUCCUCUGUGGUCUUCGGACAGGACAGACACAGGAAAUAAAUCCAAGACCACGUCUGGAGCAAGCCCUUAGCACUGGAGUGUGCACUGGCCAUGCAUCCCCAGCAGUGACCGCUGCCCACCACUGGCCCUGGAGCAGGAUGGCAGUAGGGCUCUGAUGGCCUGGUGGGUCCUUUGGAGGGGAGAGGUGCUGCGGACCCAUGUCCACUAACUCCCAGAGCACCUAUGGCCUGGUCAGCACGACCUUUGAAUCCUCAUGUCACUGGGCUCCCGUGGGCCCUGCUGCACCUGAGCACUGCGGACUCAGCAUCAUGCGUGCAACUUGCCACUCCCCUGGGUUUCUGCAUGUUGAUGUAUGUUUUAACUUAAAUUGUGAUCAGCAGCGUGGUACUUAUCUAAGACGCAUUACUGCUGUUAGAGCUGGCCCAGUUUCCCUGUAAGCAGGGUAAGUGAAGGGGCCAGGGCCAGGGCCGGGGCCAGGCCACUGCUCGAGGAGAAUGCUUACCUGGUCCAAUCCCCAGCACAAAAAUAGUAAAAAAAAAAUACACUUGUGAUCACCAAUAAAGUUAUUUUGUGUA